Messenger RNA from Suillus clintonianus, 1058 nucleotides. RefSeq lists its product as uncharacterized. Lineage: Eukaryota; Fungi; Basidiomycota; Agaricomycetes; Boletales; Suillaceae. The transcript has 5 exons. The record is from RefSeq and is a predicted model, not a curated record. Bases 1 to 711 code for a protein of 236 amino acids.
AUGCCUUCCAUCUGGAAAUUAUUUGUUACUGCCAAGUCAACUUCGAAACGGGGCAGCCCGGUUUUACCAGAAACUCUGGCUACUGCCGCAAGUGGCGUUGAACCCGGCUCAUCUAAUGAGACCCCCUCAUCUGAAGGUCCCGUUCUACUUCAGUCCAAUCCCACCACCGUGACGACGAGCGCGAGUGGUAAUGGCGCGCACUCUUCCGAGGCUUCAACCGAUACAAGUGGUCUCGUGCUACUUCAGUCCAAUCCCACCGCCGUGACGACGAGCAUGACUAGUGAUAGCUCGUACUCUUCCGAGGCUUCAACCGAUACAAGUGGUUCUGCGACCCCCCGGGCCGCCAGUACCAAUCCAACCCCGCAAACUACUUCCACAUCACCACCCGGCUUGAACGCUCCGGAUAACUCACAGGGUGAAGACAUAGAUUGCGUCUUAUUCGAUUCAAACGCCUACAUUGGGUCACCCACAAUCAAUUUUGACUCUGAAGAUGCGACUGGAGCAACAAACUUGACUCCCGACGACACGUUCCAACCACAGCGACCACCGUCUGCAGUGGCUUACCCGCAAAUGACCCAGGCAAGGAGGCGUGAGCGUGUCACCCAUUUCGGCCCUGGCACGGUAGUAGGUUCCCCCACUAUCAACAUCCGAUCUAAGCGUGUUUCUGGUGCCAUGGAUACAGUCGUUCCUAGUCGCAAACAAAACUACUGAACGCCUGAAGAUGACAUCGUGGAGAGUGUUGUGGUUAUUAUAGAUUAUUAGCGACCGCCGUGUUGAUAGUUUUGCACGUAAACUUGUAUAAUCGAUUACGGGUCUGUCUUGAACUUGGUAGUUUUCAGAAUGUGACAUAGCUUAUUUAAUACGAAUGUGGGGUCCUUCAAACUUGGCAGCUGGAUGAGGCGAGUAAAGGUAAUUCAUAACAAUUGAUGAUAAAUUAUGAUUUGUCUCGACUCUCGUAGAUCUAUGGCACCUCAAAGACGGAGGGUAAAUUUACUCAAGAAGUCACAAGGCACAGGUAAUCGCUUGCCUAAAGAUAGAGAUUGUUCAAUUGAUAGGCA